GGUUCGUUUGCGAUUCACCACCAGUGACGCCAAGUUUCUUUCUGUAGUGUCAAAAAUAUCUCAAAAACUUUAAAAACCUUAACUAAUACAGCAAAAAAAAACUCAAAUAAUUUUUAUAUUAAACCAAAAAUUAUAAAACUUGAAAAACCAAAUAUUAAAAGAGUUGUACUUGUAGUUAAAAGCUUAAAAACAAAUGUCAAAGUUUCAUAACCUCCAAAUUGUGUGAAAAGCAAAAUUUUUAAUAAAAAAUUUUCGUAAAAUAAAUAAAAAAAUACAAUAGAAAUAUUCAAUUACGACGAAUAAUGAGAGAUUUACCUAUUUCAGCACGACUUGCCAUGCAAGAUCAAAAUUAUGAAGCUCCAGAAGCAAAUAGAAUCAGAAAAGUUCGACGAAGACUCUUCGAAGACGAAGAUAAGCAUGAUGAUAAAGACAAUAAUAUCAAUUUAGUAUCUGAAGAAAGAAGACGUCAUUUAGAACAGGCCAAAGAAAAGUGGAAUUUUGAUUUUGAAAAAGAAAAGCCCCUUCCCGGUAACUAUCAGUGGAUAAAAGUAAAUAAAAAAGAGACUUCAAAACAAGAAGAAAAUGAAGAUACUUUGCAAAAUAAACAAGAGGAUUAAACGGAAUAAUUAAUCAACUAUAAUCUAUACAUAUUAAAAUUAGUUACCAGCUUUUUUACACCUUUUUAAAUUUAUAUCUUAUUCAUUUGUGAGAUUUAUAAGUAAGUUUAGGACUGAUAGAGAGAGAAACAAAAUCUAAGGUUGCAAUUUAUCGCAAGAUUUUCUAGUCAAAAUGAUGAUAUUAUUAUUAUUUCUAAUAUAUUGCGAAAUACAAAACACCUUAUAAAUUAUUCUAUUAAUAUUAUUAUAAAAAACAAAGAUCUAUCUGAUUUUAAUGAAAUUUGAAUGAAUUUCUCACGUGAUAUUUAUAAUUGGAUAUUAUAACAAUAAUUAAUAAAUUUUCUGUUCAUAAUCAAUUCUCUAAUUGUUAGUGCAAUAUAUGUGUAAAG
This is a messenger RNA of Leptopilina heterotoma, 1006 nucleotides long. Its product is annotated as cyclin-dependent kinase inhibitor 2-like. The record is from RefSeq and is a predicted model, not a curated record. The transcript is spliced from 3 exons. Gene Ontology annotation, biological process: regulation of cell cycle. Lineage: Eukaryota; Metazoa; Arthropoda; Insecta; Hymenoptera; Figitidae. Gene Ontology annotation, molecular function: cyclin-dependent protein serine/threonine kinase inhibitor activity. Gene Ontology annotation, cellular component: nucleus. The coding region runs from base 303 to 617 and encodes 104 amino acids.